Molecule: messenger RNA, 841 nt
Organism: Hordeum vulgare subsp. vulgare (domesticated barley)
Lineage: Eukaryota; Viridiplantae; Streptophyta; Magnoliopsida; Poales; Poaceae
Product: leucine-rich repeat protein 1-like
Exons: 7
Coding region: 29-697 (222 amino acids)
Molecular function (GO): protein binding
Source: RefSeq, a predicted model, not a curated record
CCAAUACACCUCAGGUUUCCUUCCAGCAAUGGCAGCUCAGACUGGAGCAGCGCUCCUCCUCACCAGCCUCCUCAUUACUCUUGCAACCAUCGCCAGCAGCAACACUGAAGGCGACAUCCUUUACGCGCAAAGGCAGGCGUGGAAUGACCCCAACGGCGUGCUCCAGAGCUGGGAUCCGACCCUUGUUGAUCCCUGCUUUUGGUUUCAUGUCUGCUGCAACGGCGACAAGUCCGUCACCCGAGUGGAUUUGGGGAAUGCAGGCAUCUCAGGCCCCCUGAUUCCUGAACUGGGACAACUGAAGAACCUUCGGUACCUGGAGCUGUAUGAGAACAAGUUGAGUGGACCAAUACCAGCUACCCUGGGAAACCUGAGGAGACUGGUCAGUCUUGAUCUUUACAGCAACCAUCUCACCGGCAUAAUACCGGCCUCGCUCGGGAACAUCGGGACACUGUGUUUCCUGAGGGUGCAUCGGAACAGACUGGCAGGAGGCAUACCGGCGUCGUUGGGCCGCCUGACGAAGCUUCUCAGGCUGGAGCUUCAGGAGAACAUGCUGACCGGCACGGUGCCGCUGGAGGUCCUGUCUCUUGUUUUUGUGGGGGAUUUGACUAAGCUAAAUGUUUCGAAAAACAGUCUCACCGGCACUAUCAGAUCAUCUAAACAAAGAGUGGCUACGAUCAUCCAGGACACGCUAAAGUGAAUAUUACAAUCUGGGCAGCAGGGCAAACUGAACUAUUGUAAGAAUAAAAUUGAAUGGUUUUCCAUUCUGAAACUGCUGGCAGCAGCCUGAGCUUUUGUAGACCUCUGUUACGUUCAGAGUCCAUGGCUAACAUACGUUUCAAUA